Ahaetulla prasina is the source of this 4590-nucleotide messenger RNA. RefSeq names its product lymphocyte antigen 6 family member G6F (gene LY6G6F). Lineage: Eukaryota; Metazoa; Chordata; Lepidosauria; Squamata; Colubridae. Bases 626 to 1546 code for a protein of 306 amino acids. The transcript is spliced from 6 exons. The record is from RefSeq and is a predicted model, not a curated record.
UGGCAUUGACGAAAUCAUCAUCUGUCAAUUGCAAAAGCCAGCUUUAUUUGGAACAGCUUACAUCCUGUGAAAAUAUCUUUAUCAGCAUCAAACAGCAGUCAUCGGUCAUCUGCCUAUCCCAGAUCCUUGGGAAGGACUCAAUAAAGGAUAAAAAUAUGCCAAAUCCAGUCUAAACAUCUGGCUGACUUUGUGAUGAACCAUAGCAAUAAUAAUAAUAAUAACAAUGAUAAUAAAAGCUAUAUUUUAAAAAAUGAUCAUUUGGGGGAAUUAAUGACUAGCAAUUCUUAAAUGUCUUGACAUUUAAAUAUCCAAUUAAAUGUCUCUCAUUCUGUACUACUUCCCUUUAUGGUCCAGUUUAUGUCCUUUUGAUAAGCUCUACCAUCUGGUAGCCUCUGAAUGUGCCGGAUGUAGAUGUGGUUGGAUAUCUAUGCUCUUUGUGGUGAGGUUGGUUUGUUUUUUUUAAAAAAGACUGUGUUUUAGAAACAAAAUAAAUAUAACCCAAUAGAUAAUGCUGGGGAUGUGAACAAAGAGCCUCCGCUGGAUCAGAGCAAAAAAUAUAUAUGUUUUUUUAGCCCAGUUAGCCCACUUUCGCAUAAUAGUCCUUUGGAAGAAUCUCUCCUCUGAAAUGGAUGCUGUUGUUCCAACUCCUAGGACUGCCACAGCUGUUCUGGCCACCCUCUUCUUACUUAUCCAACUUUGUGAUGCCAACAUUGUAUACGCAGAGAGAGGCUCUUCCCCAGAGUUGCCCUGCCCAUGUCCAUCUUGUUCUGGUACUAAAGAAAUAUCCUGGUAUUGUGUCCAGCAAGGCCAGACAGCUUUACUCUUCCGCAAAUCCUCCAACGACCGUAUAGAGCGUUUUCCAAUUGCCUGGAGCCGACUCAAGAUGCUUCAGAAUAACUCGCUUCAAUUUUACCAUGUGAGGGAUAAUGACACGGGUCGUUACUGGUGUGACAUGAACCGUUUUUAUGAUCUCGUGGUGGUGAGAAGCAGUCAGCAAAGGUUGGAGUCCUACCAGGCUGAUAGAAUAUGCUACAUCUUGAGCUGUUUAUUCCCAUCCAAGGAAUUCUAUAGGGAAGUGAUAACCUGGUGGGAAGGUGGAACACAAAUCCUGGAUGCUGAUCAGAUGGGAAGACCCAGCAUAUUUAGGGGGAAAAGGGCCUCUCAACUCCACAUCUGCGUGAAAAAGGAGGUUUUGGAGAAAACCAUGAAGAAGCACGUCCAAUGUCGCUUUGCUCGGAAGACCGAAAUCACGUUCAAGUUGACGGACAACCAUCAUGACCGCUGUACUUGUAGUACUUUGAGGCCUUCGUUUCAGGAUAUAGGGACAGUGAAAAAUGAUUUAUCGUCUCAAUGCUCAAAAGUAAAAAUAAACGGAGGACCAUGGAUUCCACUGGCGGUUUGCAUUAUAUUGCAAUUUCUAAUCAUUCUUACUUUGGUGGUUCUGUGGAGGAGGAGUUGUAGCCAAAAAUAUACAGACCAUCUGAAGAAGCCCCAGAAAGAUAUCCCCCUAUCUGAAUACACACCGCAGAUCUACGAGAAUAUCUAACCAGGACCACCGCUGUGACAAAGGAAAUAUUCUGGUUCUCACUGAGUCAAACCACCUUGGACCAAACCCAGCAACUCCUGAUGUUACGUUUCCCAAGAUCUAAAAUUUUCCUGGCUUUGGUGCUUGCUUUUUAAUCCUGUCAGGCCGUUCUUCAUCCUCUGAUCAACCUGCCAGGAUUGUGGCUCCCAUCAUCUAUUGGUUAGGUUGGCCAGUGAAGAUAGGUUAAUUAAGGACAGCAGAUCAGGAAAGCACCAGAGUAGAUAGGUCAGGAAACCCAAAGCUUUGGAUUUUGGGGGAUUUCCUCUUAUCUGAAUUAAAACAGCCUCCACCCAUUCUUGAGUCAGCAGAAAAACAAUAGAGGGAUGAUAUGUACUGUCUCCGUGGCUGAUCUGUCUCCUGCCUUGGUUUCAAAUUCAUGCAAAACUCGUGAUUUUUCUCCAAGCAACAAAGCCAAAUGGAUUCAGCACACUUUGAAGCUGCCUUUGGUGGAUAUUGAAAAUAGGAGAAAAAUACUAUUUUAAGAUCGAUACAGUUAAGAACUGUUUAAGCCUUAUAGAUGAGCUGGGGAGUACAGAACAAUAACAGGGUGGGCUGCAGGGAAAAAAAAAGGAAAGAGGUAGCCUGGGUAUAUUUAUGUUGUGUGUCAUUGCAAUAAGAAAAAGGUCCUGAGCUUUGGAUCUUCUGUUUGAAUUGCUGUUCAAAGUAGGAGGAGUUCUCCAAAAGGAAACUUCCUCCAAUGUGAAAUACAUUUUUCCUGGUUUUUGCAUUUUAAUAAUUUUCUUUGUAUAGGUAGUCCUCAGCAUAUGACCAUUUGUUUAGUGACUUUCCAAAGUUAACGACAGUGCUGAAAAAAAUGAUUUCGCAAUAGCAAUAGCACUUUGUCUUUCAUACCGCUUCAUAGUGUUUUACAAGCCCUCUCUAAGCGAUUUACAGAAUCAGCCUAUGGCCCUCCCCAAUCUCAUUUUACCAGAAGGAUGGAAGACUGAAUUAACCUUGAGCCAGUCAAGAUUGAAUUGCUGACAGUGGGCAGAGCUAGCCUGCAAUACUGUAUUCUAACUACUGCGCCGCCAUGGCUCUUAAUAAUAAUAUAUGUAUAUAUUUUCACACUGUGUUGUGGUCCUCCAGCAGCCUGCGGAGCUGGCAGUGGAGUCAGACAGUGAGGAGCUGGGGAGGACAAUGGGUCAAUCCUGGAGUCAGGGGAAGGCUCAGACGAGGGGUCUGCGUCGGAGGCAGAGAUGGGGCCGGGGCCAUCUGGGAGCGAUGUGCGGACUCCGGAGCCUCCAGAGGCGGACAACAGAGAGGCAGAGGAACAGGAGGAGCCUGUUCCUAGUGCAUGCAUGAGAAGAGCUUCCAGAAGGCAAGUGCAGCUAAAGCAAAAAGGAUGACUCGGGAGUAAGGCCAAGAAAUGAUUGGCCCCUCCCAUAAGGCUUAAAAGAGCAGCAAGGCUCUUUGUAGGAAAGCAACAUUGCUACAAUUGUUUUUUGUCGGUGUCUCCUGUUUCUGAACUUUGUGGGGUUCUUGCCAAGAAAAGCCUUUGGCAGGGUGCCAAAAAAGACAAAGGUUUGUGAUAAGAAGGACUUUUUCUGAAGGACUGGUUUUGGAAUUAAUUUGGACUAAGCUAAGAAUAAAGUAAUUUUCAGCUUUUGUAAUAAAAUAUGUUUCUUUAGGACUGGUAAUAACUACUUGGGCCUAGGUCACAACACACUGCCCCCUUAUCCUAUGAUCCACUGCUAUGAUCCACUGGAGAUCCCCUAAACAGCUGGGAUAUCAGCAUUCUCCAGGAGCCCCUGAAUCCACGCUGUGCCACCGAUGAUGGCCACACCCCUCUCCAACUAUGGGCCCUUUAUGACCUAUGGACUUCAACUCCCAGAAUUCCUGAGCCAGCCAUGUUGAAGUUCACAGGUCAUAGCAAAAGCAAUAGCAAUAGUACUUAGACUUGUAUACUGUGCUUUAGAGUCCUCUCUAAGUGGUUUAUAGAGCUCAGCAUAUGGCCUCCAACAAUCUGGGUCCUCAUUUUACCAACCUUGGAAGGAUGGAAGGCUGAGUCAACCAUUCAGAAUCAAACUCUUGACAGUUGGCAGAAUUAGCCUGAAGUAUUGCAUUCUAACCACUGUGCCACCAUGGCCCUUAUGACCCAUUUGUGACCCAUCCAUGCACUUCCAACCACUGCAGGUCCAUGUCAUGUGAUUGUCGUUUGGGUGUUUGGCAUCUGACAUGUAUUUCUGGUAGUUGAAGCAUUUCAGGGUCACAUGAUCACCAUUUGCAAUCUUCACCUGGCUUCUGACAAGCAAAUUCAAUGGAAUAUGCUAGAAUUGUUUAAUGGCCAUGUGAUUCACUUAACAACAAUGGUGAUUUGUUUAACAGUCAUGGCAAAAGAGGUCAUAAAAUUGGAUGUGGACACAUGAUGAUUCCCUUAAUGGCCAUAUUGCUUAGCCACAGACAGUCCAGUCACAACUGUGUUUGUAAAUCAAGGAUUACCUGUAGCAUCAUAAAACAGGUGUCAGGGUUCUGACAGACGCCCUAAUUAAAUCAUAAGCCUCGAAUCAAGCUUCAAAAGAAAUCCAGUUAUUUAUUAGGAGCUUCAUGUCGGCACGUUCCAAGUGAAGCCAACUCUGACCUCACUUAAUUUAUGUCCCCACUCUGAACCUGUUUCCCCCCUCCCCCCAAGGUGUGUCAUCAGUCACAUUCUCCAAUGAAGCAAUUUUGCGGGUUGUAGAGAUCACUCCCCUCUGGCCACUGUGGGAAACUGCGGAGAUGGCCUUGACAGAGAGAUUGCUGGAAUAUGCUUCUGUUUUGAUUGAAGUGCGAUUCCCUCGCUGCAACUGCAACGUUCAUUUUCCCAUCCCCUUUGCCUACGGCCACUCAAAAGCAGGUCAGGGAUACUUUGCAAGUUGGCAACAUGUUUAAGAUGACCAUCUUUUCUACAUUGGAUAUUAAAAUAUAAGGAAACAAUCGCUCUUUCUCUUUAUUAUCCCUUCCCCUAACUACUGUGGCUUAUUUUCAGUUUCCCCUUAAUGGGAUCAGAAAAUAAACAUUAUAUUGGA